AUGCAGUGCUUAUUUACAGUUUUUUUACACGGCAGAGCACUGGAGAUAACCAGGAGUUACAGAAGUCAACGCAAGCGGUUCUUCAGUUCGGCGGCUGAAGUUGAUUAUUGCAGCCUCCAUCCUCCAUCUUUCGCUUCCUCGGAGGGUCUGGAUCAGCAAGAGAAAACGGAUCAAGACUGCUGCAUAUCUUGUGAGGCGACUCUGUGCGCGGCGCCGACGCGGAUGCCACAUCUGGAGGACGGCCUCCCCCAUCUCCCGGCGCGGGGAGCGCCCCUUGGCGGCAGCCAGGAGGGCUCCCAAGCUAUCGCCCAAGCCCAGCACGGCACCAAUUUAAUGGGGAUGCAUGGAUAA
Molecule: messenger RNA, 351 nt
Organism: Prorocentrum cordatum
Lineage: Eukaryota; Dinophyceae; Prorocentrales; Prorocentraceae
Source: the annotation of a GenBank genome assembly